Molecule: messenger RNA, 189 nt
Organism: Tetrahymena thermophila SB210
Lineage: Eukaryota; Ciliophora; Oligohymenophorea; Hymenostomatida; Tetrahymenidae
Exons: 2
Source: RefSeq, a predicted model, not a curated record
AUGAUUAUUAGCUAGAAUAUAAAUUGUUGUGUUAGAAUAGUAUCUAGUAGUAGUCUAGUAGAAAUCAAUAGAGACUUAAGUAAUAGAGGCAGAAGAGCCUUCAGUAUAAAGCAUUAUAAAACCAAGUUAAUCGAAUAAGCCAGUGUUUGGUUAAGCGAGAUAGUAUGUUUAACAUUUUCCUCUGAUUGA